This is a messenger RNA of Monoraphidium neglectum, 438 nucleotides long. RefSeq names its product Pyrophosphate-energized vacuolar membrane proton pump. Gene Ontology annotation, biological process: proton transmembrane transport. Lineage: Eukaryota; Viridiplantae; Chlorophyta; Chlorophyceae; Sphaeropleales; Selenastraceae. Gene Ontology annotation, molecular function: inorganic diphosphate phosphatase activity; diphosphate hydrolysis-driven proton transmembrane transporter activity. Gene Ontology annotation, cellular component: membrane. Bases 1 to 438 code for a protein of 145 amino acids. The record is from RefSeq and is a predicted model, not a curated record. The transcript has 5 exons.
AUGACUCCGAUCUCGUUCGCGGUGGCCUACUACUUCCUGCCCCCUACCUUUGACAUCGCCGUGCCCAGCCACGACCCCACCAAGGAUUUCGACACCAAGAUCGUCAAGAACUGGUACCUGUUUGUGUGCGUGGCCGCCGGCCUGUGGGGCGGCCUGGCCAUUGGCCUGCAGACCGAGUUCUUCACCUCCAACCGCUACAAGCCCGUGCAGGCGCGCCAUCGCCGGCGCGCGCGCGACGUGGCCGACGCGUGCCGCACCGGCCCCGCCACCGACAUCAUCUUCGGCCUGGCCCUGGGCUACAAGUCCACCAUCAUCCCCUGCUUCGUCAUCGCAAUCUGCAUCUACGUCGGCAACACCCUGGGCGGCAUGCUUGGCAUCGCCUGCGCCGCGCUGGGCAUGCUGUCCACCCUCUCCACCGGCCUCGCCAUCGAUGCGUGA